CGCAGCUUUAGCUCCAAUCUAGGGAUUUUGUUGCUUCAAGUGUCACUAGUUGGUGACACAGGUGAUGUUUUACCCAGGAAAGCAACAAAAAAGGGCCACUAAAUAACCAUGAGCGAAGAAAGCAAGAAAUACAAGAUCAUCGAAAACGUGCUCCAAAAAAUCAACAGCAUGUCCAUCGCCCUCCCAGACGACGAAACCAAACGAAACAACCAACUCUUACAAAUUGUCAAACGCACCGUCCAAAAAAUACGAGACAAGAGCGUCCUGUUCAACAAUUUAUACCAAGAUAUUUCAUACGUUGGCAGUUUUUACGAUGGACUCAAAAUCGGAAGUCCAAACGAGUACGAUUUGGACUGCAAUUUGCGAUUCCCAAAACUGGCAGAAGCAACCAUUGAGGAAAAUAACACGCCUGGAUUCGUCCACGUUGUGUUGAAAAAUCUGGACGCUCUUCGGAAAAGCGAGAGCGAAGCGGCGAAAUACCCCAAUUUGGACAAACUCCUGGAUGGCAAUCGCUUAUCAACGAAGAAAACCAAGUCAUGGGUUGAGAGUCUGAUCGAUACGGCGUUUCACGGAAAUUUGAAAAUGGAUGUGAAUAUCGAUGGUACCAACUGUCCCAUCAAGAUUGACAUAAUCAAAAGUGGACCAGCGUUGACCAUAAAACUGGAAGGUGUCCACAAUUUGAAAAAAUUCGAACUAAAAAUUGACUUUGUCCCUUGCUUUAUUUUCCCAGCGGAUCAGUGGCCCAAAAAUGGUUACAGGCGAAAUCUUUCACAUAAUAAGAAAACUUUUUUCGUUGUCCCGAAAAGUCCGAACGAUUUGGACGUUUACAACUGGAGACUGAGCUUCCAAGAACAAGAGCGAGAAUUACUCCAUAAUUACAAAAACAUGAAGUCGAGCAUUAGACUAAUCAAGAAAAUACGGGACCGACAUGACCAUAACAUUGCCAGCUAUUUUAUCAAGACUGUCUUUAUGUGGGAACUGGAAAAUUUCGAUAAAAAUUUCUGGGAACAGUCGUUAAGUUUCGUGUUUAUGACUAUGUUGAGAAAAUACGGUGAGUAUAUAAAACGGCGCAACAUCCCGAACUAUUGGCACGAAAAACACAAUCUGAUCGAAGAUUUGAGAGAAGAAACUGCUGUUUGUAUCGCAAAUAAAGUCCGGAAUAUUGGCGACCACAUCGAGCGAAUUUGUAGCUCAAACUCGGGUUUUUACGACAUUGUUAAUUAUUUCUUAAAGCCCCACGAGUUUGACUUGGACAGUUUUAAACAAGAAGUGAGUGUUGGUAAAAAGCUGCUCAAACGAAUGGAAUCUGACAAAAAUCUGGCACAAGUUUCGUCAAAUUCUGACGAUUCGGAAACGUCUGAUUUUGCAAAAUUGGAAAAUUUGUGCCUUCAAUUGGCCUCAGAUCAGAGGAAGGUUGUGGGUUUGCUGGAACGUUUGGGGGAAGAUUUGGAGAAGAAGAAAACGCAAGAUGAACGAAUUAUGAGGAGGAUUGAGUCAAAAAUCGACCGCUUGUUGGCGAAAAUAACUGUUGAAGAUUUUGAAACGAAUGUAACUAGUGAUACAGUCGAACUUACGAGGUGAUUUAGAAAAAAAAAGUGUUAUUUUAUCGUUCUCUCAAGUCUAGGCAAAUUGUAUUGAUAAAGAGGGCUGACAUUAGGAAAACAGCUUUAAUAAAUUAUUUUUUUUGUA
Messenger RNA from Tribolium castaneum (red flour beetle), 1689 nucleotides. Its product is annotated as cyclic GMP-AMP synthase-like receptor. NCBI's taxonomy places the organism in Eukaryota, Metazoa, Arthropoda, Insecta, Coleoptera, Tenebrionidae. The transcript has 9 exons. The record is from RefSeq and is a predicted model, not a curated record. The coding region runs from base 109 to 1581 and encodes 490 amino acids.